AUGAGAGGACUGGCCCUCGUAUUUGCGGUUGUUGCAGUUUUGCUCGGCUUCCCGGGAUGCUUGAUUCGUAGCACUGCAGAAGUCACUCGUAUCCAUCUCGUCGACGGGAGAGGCUCGGCUGAGCAUUUACGUGAGCUUAAGAAAAUCUCGGUUCGGAUUUCGACAACCGCUUCAAGGCAAGGUCUUUUGGAAAUCUCACCGUGUAUGUACACGGAAAGGGGAAGUUGUUUUACGAGUAAGAUGGGAGUCACGUUAAAAUGCGUGUUGCCAUACCAGAAAUACCUGAAGCACGACCUUUCCUUUUUCUUCAAUACUGAUUCAGGUUUUGAUGUUAAAAGCGAUCUGUUUUCGCGUCCACGAGCCAUCGCAGUCGUUCGUAUUGACGGAAUAGACUCUUUAUACAGCAAAAGUCACCCAACCUAUCAACUUGAGAAUGACAAAUUCGACCCAUCUUCUCUUGACGAGGAGCUGGCGAAUUUAUUUGGAGUUGAUCGCGAGACUGUUAAUGUAAACCGUGAUGGUAGCAGUGGAUCUGAAAUCGCAAAGAUCGCCGCCAAGCAAGAGAUCAAAGACGAAAUAAUCAAGACGAAACUGCCACUUUUGCGUCAAGAACUUGAACAUGUUCAUCGCCUGGCUGCCGCUAUUGCUUCCCAAGGUCCAAAAUUCGAUAAAUCUAAUGCGGCUGAUAUCUACCGAGUGACGAUAAGUGGUUUGGCUGAAAAAACACUUACUGCCGAGGAUCGUGAGGUUGCAGUAAAGGACGUGCAGAACGCAGUCAACAAGCUCACGCAAGCAUUGAAAACCGCAUACUGA
This is a messenger RNA of Ostertagia ostertagi, 813 nucleotides long. The record is from the annotation of a GenBank genome assembly. NCBI's taxonomy places the organism in Eukaryota, Metazoa, Nematoda, Chromadorea, Rhabditida, Trichostrongylidae.